This is a messenger RNA of Rhipicephalus sanguineus (brown dog tick), 3588 nucleotides long. RefSeq names its product SH3 and multiple ankyrin repeat domains protein 3. The record is from RefSeq and is a predicted model, not a curated record. Lineage: Eukaryota; Metazoa; Arthropoda; Arachnida; Ixodida; Ixodidae. Gene Ontology annotation, cellular component: extracellular region. Bases 114 to 3350 code for a protein of 1078 amino acids. The transcript is spliced from 4 exons. Gene Ontology annotation, molecular function: chitin binding.
UCUUUCCAGAAAAAGCGUGUCAGCGGGACAGACGACCGCCUCAUCAUCCCGGGCGCCCUCGCGAGGCGCGCACGGCCAUUCGACCGCCGCCAGUGUCGGUCCAGCCGUCAGCCAUGCGCCACAGCCAUCACCAGCAGCAGCCUCCGAGGCGGCUGCGGACCCUGUUGAUGCUCAGGCACGGAACCCGGGCUGUGACCCUGCUACUCCUCAUCGGUCCCCUCCUGUGGUUACCGAAUGGCGCAGAAGCACAGCUCAUCAAGCUUCCGAGGCUCUCCGGUCGGCUGCGGCUACCCUUCUUCCGCAAGGACCCGACGAAGCCGCUUCAGAAUGGCCAGAACAUGGAGACGGACCUGACCAACUUUCUCCAGAACGGCGCGCAACCGGGCAUGCCAACGUUGCACAAGCUCCUCUUGAAGCAGUACGCCACGCCGCCGAUGGCCGGCGGCGGCAGCGCGCCCCAGGCGAGCCACAUGUACCCGUCCUCCAUGGCACCUUUCGGCAUGCCCAGGCUGCCGGCACCCACUUCGGUGAGGCCCAUGGGUCACCCGCCGCCCCCACAACUGCCCAUGUAUCCGAUGCCCCAUCACAUGACCGGCUUCCAUCCAAUGAGACCGCCGUACUACCCACGGCCGGGUGGCAUGAUGCCCGGCAUGCCGCUGCCGUCGUCACCGUACGCCGUACUCCCACCUCCUCCGGGCCCGCGGCCACCUCCGCCGCCACCGCCUCCCAAAGUCAACAAGAGGCCCGGGCCAGGGCCCAAUGUUCUGUUCGCGGACAAGGAUCCGCAGGGUAGCGACGGAAAUUACGAGUCCGGCGAGAUCGAAGACGAGACGCCCAUCAUCAUACGCGGCCGCAAGCACCACGGUAAGCGGCGGCGUCCCAUCGUUAUCGAGGAGGACGUGUCCAGCGAGGAAGACGACUCGUCGAGGCCCAUAAUGGUGCGCGGCCGCAAGCCGUACCGCUUCCGCGGCCGGCGGCCGCCGCUUGGCGACGACAACGACGAGACGGACGAACCGGCGUACCCGAGUCGUAAGAGACCCGUAACUUACAUCGAGGAUAUGUCCGACUCGAGGCCUUACGGCAUGCGGGGCGGCGGUGGUGGGGGCGGCGGCGGCGGCGGUUUCGAAGACGAGGUGCCCAAGCCUUCCGGUAGCUUCAUGCACGACAUCAACACGGGAUCCAGAAACAUCCUGCGGUACAGCACCAACGCGGGACGCUUCUUUCACCCGGCGGACAGCAGCCGCUUCGACACCUUAAUGACUUCGGAACAGAGGAACAAUCCGAGGGCCACGAGUUCGCCGGGGUUUUACACGGGUUCGCCCGGCGGCGUGAUACACGACUUCAGUAGCAUGAUGUCGCACCAAAGGCACCACGACUUCUCUGGGCUCUUCGACGAGCCCAAGAUGGUCCUCUCGCCGCAUAUCGACGCCGUCACGCCGCUCAGGGACCGACACGAGGCCUCCAGCUUCUUCCCGAAUAAGCUCGAGUCUCCGCCGCAGCACUCUCCAAGCAAGGAGUUCCAGCCCAUAGUCUUCCACCUGCCCAACAAGGCGCCUCAUAAUCGCGAAAAGUACGUGCAAGCGCUCAUCGUUCCCAUCCAAGCGAACAUCGAUCAAGUAGCUGAAGAGACGCUCGACAAGGCAACCAGCAAUCGCGUCCUUAUAAGUCCCAGGGGACAGUCGUACGUGUUACUGCCACCGAGAACUGAAGGCCUACAGGACAAGCAGCAAAAGGAGACGGGUCCUCUUACCGAUUCUUUCGAACAGGAAGGGCCCGGCAGACAUGGCGGACCUGUCGCUGCUCAGUCCUUCACGCCAAUUACGUACAUGAGGCCGCCCAGUGGCUUGGACUCCCCAGACAACAGGAUUCAGCCCACCUACCACCCCGUCGACACGUCGCAAAGCUACGCGCAGCCAACGGCUAUUCGCAUUCUCGUCAGGAAUCCCAUGGACGGCACGAGCAAGGAAGUCUUCUCGAGCACUAUAAAUACCGGAGGUCCGUACCAGCAAGUCGGAGGCGAGCCACAGUACAACCCCGGCACGUUCAACUACGGUCCCGGCAAUGACCAAAACAAGAGCAAGCUGGUCAUCAUCGCUCUUCCCAGGAGCCAGCAGAGCAGAGGCUCUCCGAAUUCGCGUUCCAGCCCGGCAACGAACACUUACUACCAACCGACGGCGCUUAACAAGCGGCUGCCAGCUACUUCGGCCGAGACGUCGACACCAGUACCCAUUGUGUACAACGAUCAGCGACCGACCUCCCAGUACCUCGCGCCGAAAGUGCCCUACGAAGUUGUCGCUUCGCAAAGUUCCGCGUCGUUCGGCUCGCCGAAUAGCAAGCCGAAUGUCGGAAACUUGGGCAAGGCGGGUUACAGCUCGACGUCACCUUUCUACGAAUCGGACAGAUCACGGCAGCAGUCGCGCUACAAACCGAAACAGUCCGCGUCGUCUUCGAACCACGCCAGGAGAACGCCGUCCACCUACACUUACUACCGGCAACAGAUAACACCGGCGCCGUCCUCGUCUUCGCUCCCCGGCGCUGCGGCACAGAGACGCGCGACUCACGUCUCCCAGUACGCCAGGCGGAAGUAUUCUUCCACAUCGGACGGGUUGCUGGGCGAGCUGCCGUACGACUCCAGCUACCCUACAUCCUUGGUAGGCAACUCGGCGCAGGAGUACCCGGCUCUGACGAAGAUCCCCGAGACGUCUUUCAGUUGUCACAACAAGGUGCCUGGCUACUACGCCAGCACAGAGCACAGGUGUCAGGUGUACCACCACUGCACGGCCGCCGGUUCCCUGCAGACAUUCCUGUGUCCCAACGGCACCGCCUUCAGUCAGCAGUCGCUCGUGUGCGAAUGGUGGCACGACGUGUCCUGCCCGCCGCCACGCGCCAAGACACCGCAGCCUGUCAAGGACUCCUCCUUGCAGAGCCUGACCGACGACGUCGGCUACCCCGUCUACCGGUGGCCCACACGAACGCAGCAGCCGCAGCAGCGGCCGAUAUCGCCUCCCGCGAGCGCGGCGCACCAGCCGCCCACCACGACCCGAGCUCCUCAACCGCCCAGCUACAGCAGUUCCGUGAGCUUCAGCAUCGCCGCUGGCACCAAGGCCCACACGCGGCCGCCUUUCACUGGCAGCGGCGGAGGAGAGUCUACGGAGUACGCGUUAGGCCUCGGUAGGGGUAAGCUACAGAACACCACCGUGACCUUCCAAGCCGGAGGCCAGAAAGUCGUGCGGGCGCGAAAGCUGGUGACGAAGAUUCGAGGGUCCACGGUAGCCGGCGGACAGACGCGACAACGGAGCAAAGAAUCGUCCACGACGCAGUCGCCAGACGCCAAAUCUAGCGCGGAGUGAGCGCCUAUCGAACAGCGACGUCCCCCGAAAGGGAAUCAAGGCGGAGGAAAGACGCGACCAUUGCAAAAACAGCCCCAGAAUACCACACGGCAACGGGACGCAGCAACUAGACCUCCAGCAUGCCAACUCAUCAAGAGUCCCGCGCAUAUACUGUGGUUGGCGUAAUGGCACGCGCCGUGUAUGGACGCCAAUGUGCUGGGCAAUGCGAACCGAUUCUAUACAGAUGGGUUGAGCAAUA